GGCGGGGCAGAGGCGUGGGCUCUGCCACGUCUGGGUACGGUUCCCGGCUGUGGCGCGGGUGGAGGUGGCGCUGCCUCUGCAGCCGGAUCCAGAUCCGGAUCCGGUGCUGUGGAGCCCGGAGGGGGAAGCGUCCGACGCGCCUGGAGGGGAGCGCCGACUGCGGGGCCCGGCGGCGGGUCGUACUGGAAAGAUGAAACCUGAUGACACUCCUAUGUUUGACCCAAGUCUACUCAAAGAAGUGGACUGGAGUCAGAAUACAGCUACAUUUUCUCCAGCUAUUUCUCCAACACACCCUGGAGAAGGCUUGGUUUUGAGGCCUCUUUGUACUGCUGACUUAAAUAGAGGUUUUUUUAAAGUACUGGGCCAGCUGACAGAGACUGGAGUUGUCAACCCUGAGCAAUUUAUGAAAUCUUUUGAGCGUAUGAGGAAAUCUGGGGACUAUUAUGUUACAGUUGUAGAAGAUGUGACCCUAGGACAGAUUGUCGCUACAGCAACUCUGAUAAUAGAACAUAAAUUCAUCCAUUCCUGUGCUAAGAGAGGAAGAGUGGAAGAUGUUGUUGUUAGUGAUGAAUGCAGAGGAAAACAGCUUGGCAAAUUAUUACUAUCAACUCUUACUUUACUAAGCAAGAAACUGAACUGUUACAAGAUUACUCUUGAAUGUCUACCACAAAAUGUUGGUUUCUACAAAAAGUUUGGGUACACAGUGUCUGAAGAAAACUACAUGUGUCGGAGGUUCCUAAAGUAAAAAUCUUAAGAGAACUGUCAACAAAGGGGGUCAGUGCUAAAAGGCUUUAACUCUCUGUAGAGUUACAUUUUGUUGCUGCAACACAGUGACCUGCCUACAGACUGGACUGAAAUAAAGAACAUUGUAAUACAAGUGUAAUGACAUUAAAAGAUUACUCUGGGCUUAUGUGAGUUUAGAUCACAAAUGAUUAUUAUAAAGGGGGUGAUUUUUAACCAAAGGAAUAUAUUUUUAACUUGAAUCUUUUCUUGCAUUGUAUUUUUCUAAAGUUUGGCUUCAUUUCUCAGUAGUCGAGUACACUUAGUAAGUUUACAUGUCUGCUUUAUGUGCUGCUCACUAAAAAAAAUACAUUUAGUUAGAAUUAGGUAUUUUUUUCCAAAGAAAUAUCUAGACUUAGGGGUUUACACCAUAUUAUAUGAAAUCGAUAAAUUGGCUAUUAUAAAUAUAUAUUUAUACACUGAAAAUUCUUGACCUUAAUACUGGAAAACAACCUGGGCAGCUUUUUAAAUGAAGUAGAAAUAGGUGUGGCGUAAGUGGCACAGUGUCCCACCUAGCAAGCUCAAGGCCCUAAGCACAAGUACUGCCCAAAAAAGUACAAAAAAUGAAAAUUAUCUCAUAAAAAUAUGACAGAUGCAAGGUAUAGUAAACGUUUUACUAAAAUUUAUAUGGUUCUGUGUAUAACCAAUUGCUUGUCUUAUCUGUCAAAUACAAUUAUUCAUUUGUUAAAAUUACCCAAGAGCAAAUAUAGGGCAUCAGUUUUAAACAGUGAAUUAAUAGCACGUGUGUGCGUGUACGUGUGUGUACCAUUUUUUCUGGAUAUCUAAAUGAUACUUUUCCUGGAGUCACAUUUUAAUGAAACAUGGAAUAUUAUAAAAUUAAUUGAAUGUGGUACUUAGAAAUGUGGCACUGUAACAUUUUUGAAAUGUUGAUGGAAGUUUUUCUACUUAAUGUGAUUAUCAUGAUAGCAUUAUUCUAGUCACUGUCUUGGUUAAUUUUAUUUAUUUUAAUGAUUUUUUUUUUUAAGUCAGAGGAGUAAUGGCUCUAGUCUUUUGCAUUCCAUGCUAACAUUAAAC
Molecule: messenger RNA, 1815 nt
Organism: Dipodomys ordii (Ord's kangaroo rat)
Lineage: Eukaryota; Metazoa; Chordata; Mammalia; Rodentia; Heteromyidae
Gene: Gnpnat1
Product: glucosamine-phosphate N-acetyltransferase 1
Exons: 3
Coding region: 191-745 (184 amino acids)
Biological process (GO): UDP-N-acetylglucosamine biosynthetic process
Cellular component (GO): endoplasmic reticulum-Golgi intermediate compartment; endoplasmic reticulum; Golgi apparatus
Molecular function (GO): monosaccharide binding; glucosamine 6-phosphate N-acetyltransferase activity
Source: RefSeq, a predicted model, not a curated record